This is a messenger RNA of Coniophora puteana RWD-64-598 SS2, 1658 nucleotides long. RefSeq lists its product as uncharacterized. The annotation marks the transcript as partial. Gene Ontology annotation, cellular component: chromatin. Gene Ontology annotation, biological process: regulation of transcription by RNA polymerase II. The record is from RefSeq and is a predicted model, not a curated record. Gene Ontology annotation, molecular function: RNA polymerase II cis-regulatory region sequence-specific DNA binding; DNA-binding transcription factor activity, RNA polymerase II-specific. The transcript has 2 exons. NCBI's taxonomy places the organism in Eukaryota, Fungi, Basidiomycota, Agaricomycetes, Boletales, Coniophoraceae.
CGAUUCCACCUCCUCUGCCUCCCCGACAGACAACAUAUCUCCCACUGAUUCCUCUCAAAACAACAACACCUCUCACAGCUCUCCCACAGACAUGGCGGCGGUCCUCGCUCCCAACCAGCCCACCAUCCUCCCCACCGCUGCCAUCGGCGGUGUCAACAAACGCUAUCGUCCUGCCCCUGCUAAGACUUUCCAAUGCAGAGGGUAUGGCGAGUGUCGCAUGGUCUUCAGCAGAAGCGAACACCUCGCGAGGCACAUUAGGAAGCACACCGGAGAGCGUCCCUUUACCUGCCACUGCGGCAAGCAAUUUUCUCGCCUCGACAACCUCCGUCAGCAUGCCCAGACCGUCCACGCCGACAAGCAGGACCAGAACGACCGCAUGAUGCGCGACCUCACCACCCUCCACGCCUCCAUGGCUGCUGCCAACAAGUCUACCCAGACGCGUGGCAAGCAGCGUCCCAACCAGUCGCCCACCCAGUCAUCUAUGCUUCCGGCUUCCCACCACUCUACCACCGCCAACGAACACGGUCUCCGCGGGCUGGACCAAGUCAAGGAGGAGGAUGACAUGUCCUCUUCCUCUCUGCCCAUGCAUCAACGUCCAGGUACGAGCACGGGUUACGAGGGUGGCAACGACAUGAUGUACCAGAGCUCUUGGAACACUGGCGAUUUCGAUCGUGGUCCUGGUCACUCGCAUCCGCGGCCUCCCAACAACCAUUCCUUUCGUGACUCCAGCCAGUCCUUUCGUGUCCCCCCAGCAUCCACUUCUUCAACCAUCGGCCAGCAGUCGCAGUCCUUUCUCCCCUUCUCCAACACAUUCAGCUUCAGUGUCCCCCCACGGGAUGGUCGCCCCGGAUCUAGCCACAGCCGCCCACCAACAACAGGUGGACUCGACCAGAAUGCUCGAACACUCCCGCCUCUUUCUGCCGUUGUCUCCGCAACCGUCGCCCCACCACCAUCCGCUCAGCAGCCAUUCCCCCUCCCACCACAGUCAACACAACACAUACUUCCCCUAUCAGGCGCCUCUGCAUUCACCCGCCGACCUUCCACCGCAACACGACCAGGCACCGCACCAGCAUCAUACUUCGGCUCAAAACCUGCUUACGCCGGAGGGCCUGGACUGGUCUAUCAGUCAGAGCUUCCCCUUCCAUCAUAUGGAGGACGUUCAGUCGAGCUGGCAACAGCAGGGUCAGCAGCAGCCUACCACGCCGGCUACGAUGCAGAGCCACCAUCUCCAACUACAGGCGCGUACGACUCACCAUUUUCCUUCCACCCACCGGCGAUCUCCGAACAACAACCCGGGUCCUUCGCCGCUGCACCGGCAAACCCUCGCAAGCGACCUCACCCAGGGUCCGACGACGACGAUGGACCACGAGGCGUUCCAGCGCCAGGCGAAUAUGACUACGGCUCAGAGUCGCGCCCUCAGUCUCGGCGACUCACAGUCAUGGAGCUCUGCAAUGACUCCGAUGCAGAUGCAGGACUUCGACCGCCAACUGGUACAGCAGCAACAGCAACAGCAGGCGGCGGCGCUUCGCGGCCAACUACAUCGUCGGGACUCGUCUCAUCAGCAUCCAAUCUCGCCCUCGUCGAUCGAUCCCCCAGCGGCAGCUCAGUAUUCGCAGGAGUUACGCUACCAGCAAUUGCAGCAACUUCACCGGCAGCGG